AUGGCUGCCAUUGCUCGAGAUGGGAACAAUCAAAUGUUUCCUUUGGCAAUAGCAGUGGUAGAGAGUGAGUGCAAAGAAAGCUGGGGUUGGUUUCUGAAUUUGCUGGUUUCUGCAUUUGGGAACAAUGAUAUAACAACGUGCACCUUCAUAUCCGACAGACAAAAAGGACUUGUUGAAAGCUUCAAUACAAUUUUGCCACACACUGAACAUAGGUUUUGUGUGAGGCAUUUGUAUGCUAACUUCAAACUAAGGUUCAAAGAUAAAAUUUUGAAAGAUCUGAUGUGGAGUGCAGCUAGAGCUUACUUGGAGAAUGGAUACAAUGAAAAAAUGGAUGAAAUCAAGGCAAUUUCAAAGGAAGCAUAUGAAUGGCUGAAAAACAUAUCUCCUCAGCUAUGGUGCAAGCAUAUGAUGUCAGGUAGAUCUAAAUGUGAUUUGUUAUGCAAUAACUUAUGUGAGUCAUUUAACAAUUACAUUAAAGAGGCUAGAGACAUGCCAAUUUUAACAAUGUUGGAGGCUUUGAGAAGACAAUUUAUGUGUAGAAUCCAUACUAAGAGGUUGUUGGUUGAGAAGUGUAGUGGGAAAUUAUGUCCAAGAAUUCAAGAUAAAGUUAAUAUGAUCAAAGACAAGGCACUGGAUUUUGAGUGUCAUGUUUCUGCAAAUGGAAAAUGGGAAGUCACUAUGGGAAACAAGGGUUGGGAUGUGGACUUGAACAGACAAACUUGCAGUUGCAAAGAAUGGGAGUUGACUGGAAUACCGUGUAUGCAUGCUACUUGUGCAAUUCUGAUGGAGCAUAAGGAGCCAGAAGAUUUUGUAAGCCGUUACUAUUCAUUGGACAUGUAUAAGAGGGCCUAUAGUUUCACAAUAAAUCGAGUACCAGACCAUUCGCAAUGGGUAACGGAUGCAAGUAACGAGCAACCAAUCAUGCCUCCUCCGUUUAAAAAACAACCAGGUCGACCUAAGAAGUUGAGGAAGAAAGGUCCAGAUGAGAUAAGUGUGGGUGGAAAAUUAACAAGAAAUGGCAUCACACAAACAUGUUCUAAUUGUGGAGAUACUACACACAACAAAAGAAGGUGCAAGAAGCCACCACCACCUGUCAACAAUCAAAAAACAAGGAAAAGAAAGGCAACUAAAAAUCUGGAAGGCAGUGCUCCAUCAACACAAGCAUCAACACAAGCUCCCAUGGUUGCAGCAAGAUCAAAAGGUGAAAAAAGUAGACGCCUUGGAUAUGGAAACUGGAAUGGGGUUGGGCUGAUGCAAAAUGGUUUGAAGCCUCCACAACAUAAUACAUUUAGUCUUCCACAACAGAAUUCACACAAACAUGAUGCAACUACAAGCACGUCAGUGAGGAAUGAUGCUAGGGCAAAGAAGUCAAUGAGAGGAUCACACAGCAACACUAGUGGUAAAGAUGGAGAUAUACAGGUACAUGAUUAA
This is a messenger RNA of Erythranthe guttata (spotted monkey flower), 1431 nucleotides long. RefSeq lists its product as uncharacterized. NCBI's taxonomy places the organism in Eukaryota, Viridiplantae, Streptophyta, Magnoliopsida, Lamiales, Phrymaceae. Gene Ontology annotation, molecular function: zinc ion binding. The record is from RefSeq and is a predicted model, not a curated record.